GGGCAGGCGGCGGGGACAGCAUGGCGGCGGCGGGGACCGCGGCGGGGCACGGGGCUCCCGAGCCGAUGCCGAGCUACGCGCAGCUGGUGACGCGGGGCUGGGGCAGCGCGCUGGCGGCGGCGCGGGGCUGCGCGGACUGCGGCUGGGGGCUGGCGCGCCGCGGCCUGGCCGAGCACGCGCACCUGGCACCGCCCGAGCUGCUGCUGUUGGCGCUGUGCGCGCUGGGCUGGACCGCGCUACGCUCCGCAGCCACCGCGCGCCUCUUUCGGCCCCUGGCCAAGCGGUGCCGCCUCCUGCCCCGCGAUGCCGCCAAGGUGCCCGAGAGCGCCUGGAAGUUCCUGGUCUACCUGGGCUGCUGGAGCUACAGUGCCUACCUGCUGCUGGGCACCGACUACCCCUUCUUCCACGACCCGCCCUCCGUCUUCUAUGACUGGAUGCCGGGCAUGGCGGUGCCCCGGGACAUUGCCGCCAACUACCUACUACAGGGCAGCUUCUACGGCCACUCCAUCUAUGCCACACUCUACAUGGACACCUGGCGGAAGGACUCAGUGGUCAUGCUCGCCCACCAUGUGGUCACCCUGGCCCUCAUCAUCUGCUCCUACGCCUUCCGGUACCACAACGUGGGCGUCCUUGUGUUCUUCCUGCACGACCUCACCGACGUGCAGCUGGAGUUCACCAAGCUCAACACCUACUUCAAGGCCGCGGGCGGCACCUACCAGCGGCUGCACGCGCUGCUGGGAGACCUCGGCUGCCUCUGCUUCUGUGUCAGCUGGUUCUGGUUCCGGCUAUACUGGUUCCCACUCAAGGUCCUGUAUGCCACGCUGCACACCAGCCUCAUCUCGGUACCUGACAUCCCCUUCUACUUCUUCUUCAACACACUCCUGCUGCUGCUCACCGCCAUGAACUUGUACUGGUUCCUGUACAUCGUGGCCCUGGCCGCCAAGGUGCUGACGGGCCAGAUGCGAGAGCUGAGUGACCUGCGGGAGUAUGACACGGCCGAAGCCCAUAGCCCCAAGCCCAGCAAAGCUGAGAAGCCGCUGCGGAACGGCCUGGUGAAGGACAAGCGCCUCUGAACCCCUCGGCCCAGCCCCGCCUCCCAGGAGCCUGCCCCGCCCCAGACCCCGCCCCGCGACCCAAGCCACACCCCUGGGACGGGGCGCACCUCCCGGGACCCUGGCCCCGUCCAUCUCCACCCCUCCAGGGCUCCAGAAACUCCGGACCACCUACCCGGUCCCCGCCCUUCAGGCCCCGC
Messenger RNA from Heterocephalus glaber (naked mole-rat), 1252 nucleotides. It is a transcript of the gene Cers1, whose product is annotated as ceramide synthase 1. Gene Ontology annotation, cellular component: membrane. Gene Ontology annotation, biological process: ceramide biosynthetic process. The record is from RefSeq and is a predicted model, not a curated record. NCBI's taxonomy places the organism in Eukaryota, Metazoa, Chordata, Mammalia, Rodentia, Bathyergidae. Gene Ontology annotation, molecular function: sphingosine N-acyltransferase activity.